Messenger RNA from Tympanuchus pallidicinctus (lesser prairie-chicken), 2717 nucleotides. Its product is annotated as heme-binding protein 2-like. Lineage: Eukaryota; Metazoa; Chordata; Aves; Galliformes; Phasianidae. The record is from RefSeq and is a predicted model, not a curated record. The transcript has 5 exons. Gene Ontology annotation, cellular component: cytoplasm. Bases 174 to 725 code for a protein of 183 amino acids.
GAAGAUCUCCAAUGAGACCCAGAGCUCCGGUUUUCCUAACAGCAUCCCCUGCAGCAGGGCUGAGGCAUGGGCGGAGUCUGAUCGAACUAAAAUAAAUACCGACUUGUAGCACCUCGUGGGUGCGCGCAGCCUCCAAUAGCUAGGACAGCCUGUUCACCAAAACAUCUGGCAAGAUGAUCAAAUCCUUCAAGCAAACGUUUCUGUCUCUGGAUCUGCAGUCCCCUAGGUGGAGCUCAAUAGAGACCAUGGCAAAGGACUCCGAACUGCGCCAGUAUGAGACAGCCAAGUGGGUCAGCACAGUCAUUAAGGGAGAGACCCAGAAGGAAGCAAUGCGCCAGGGCUUCUGGAAACUCUUCCACUACAUCCAGGGGAAGAAUGAGAAAGAAAUCAAGAUUGAUAUGACUGUGCCAGUGACAUGUCUGGUAAAGUCUGGCUGUGCAGACUUCAAGAUCUCCUUCUUUGUGCCAUUUGAACAUCAGGACUCCCCACCACAGCCCACUGACUCCGAUGUGUUUGUCGAGGAGCGGAAGGCAGCUGCCAUCUUUGUCAGGUCCUUCAGUGGAUUUGCCUCACCAGAUAAAUACGCUGAAGAAGCUGAAGCCUUGGCUAAACUCUUAAGAAACAGAGGCCAACCAUUCCAUGAAGAUUUCUUUUACACAGCAGGCUAUGACAGUCCCUUCAAGCUCUUUAACAGGCACAAUGAAGUGUGGUAUUUUAGGAAAUAAUCCAGAGUCAGAGAAUACUAGGAGGCUACUAAUCAACUCUGAAGGGAAACAGACCCUAUUAAUGGCUUUUGUUUUACUGCAGAAGAUAUUUGUAUGCAAACACAGGAACAUCUCUAACUGAUUUUAUCUAUGAUGAAGUUACUCUGGCUAAAAACUCAAGUAGUUCACACCAGCUGGAGUGGGAGGGAGAUAGAACUCAAUCUUGUUCCUCUUAAUCAAGAAUUCUGGGAAGCAUCAGAAAAUAUUCCUGUAAGAGUUAUCUAGUUUUUCUUCUUGUUCAAAGUGCUGUACCAAUACAAUAGCUCAAGUGUUAAGAGCAGCAAGUUUCCUUUUUCAUCACAAAAAGAUGGGGGAAGAACAUUAGUUUUUCCAGAAAAUAAUGGCAUUAAUGAGUUCUGAUAACAGAUAUGCCUUAACAGGCUCUAGUACCAUACAAACAUUUCUACCUUUAAAACAGGAUUGGAUUAUCCAAGUCCCCCACCUCUGCUAGCAUUUUUCUUCCUCACAGAGGAUGGACAGUCAUACCCCAUCCCAAUGCCACUGACCAGACCAGACUUCAUCGAGCAGAAAAGAGUUAAUAGAAUCCAAGCCCUGUGGUGGUUCUGUGAAAAGUCUGUUCUGCUGUUUUUCUUUUCAACUUCACCCAAACCUAGGUAUUGCUCAGGUCAACUCCAGUCUGCCUUAACACUCCUAUUAGCUACACUCUACAGCAGAGAGCGCUUGCAGGACUAGCAUUUCUUUUAACUAGUUGGCUCCCUGCACUAAACCAAGUAUUGUAGCUUUUAUCAAACACCCUAGAGCUACUUCAUAGCAAGCAAUCAAAUCACAAAGCAGUUCACAACAGCAGGUAGAGUUUACAAGAUUUUAUUGGCUCCAAUCAGUGUAUGAGGCAAAUGUUAACAUCACAAAGUCUUGUUUUAAUGCCGCUCAUGUAAGUGCAACCCAUUAUCCCGGGAUCUUCCACCUAUUAAAUAAGGCAUAAGAACUGUUACAAGGCACCAAACCAGUACAACAAGCUUACUGGAACAACUCAGACCUUAGGUUUUCAUCUCUGUUCAGUGAGAGAGUUCAAGCUAAGGUUUUAAUCAUCAUCAUCUGUUCCAGCAACUAGGUUUUAUUAAUAGCUACACUCACCUGUUUGCUCAUACAGUUCCAAAGUUGCAUCCUCACCUAAAGCAGGAAAACACACUUAGCAUGCAGUGACACACCUGCCAAGAGAUGCCCUCAGCAGCUGUGUAACCUCAGAAAGAAUGGAACGGAAAUGGUGAUAUCACAGAAAUUCAUCUGGCAGAAUCAAGUUUCAUCAGUGGUUACCAACACUCCCAGAAGAGAGAAUUAAUCUGUGUUAUCUUACGCAGUGAGGAGGCAGAGCAGUCCUUUCCUGAGGAAGAGAGAAAUUGUUUCAGAGUAAGAUAUCACUAUAUGUGUGUUUAUAAAAUAUCAAACUAAUUUUAACCUGUUCAAAGGCUGUAUUUCAGCUGUCAACUGGCAACUUCAAUUUGUAACACCUAAUGUAAUAUUAAAAAGCUUAUAAUCCUAAAUGAACUGGAAAUACAGAAUCACUAACACCAGAGGAAUCAGAAAAAGUUGGCUAUACUUGCUUAAUGGUACUUUAACUGAGAGUCAUUUUGUUGGAAUGAGCUGAUACCUACAAUAUAAGCCCCAUAAAACCACUGGAACAAAGUGCUACAGCAACCUACAUCUUCAGCUCAAUCCUAAAUUUGUGUACCUCCAACAUAAGCAAGAUUACUAUUAUUCUACUAUGAAGUUUUUGCCAGCUAAAGAGUAUUUUUAUUCCAAGUGUGCAGCAGUGUUAGUGUCAGUUCACAGAACAGCCAUACAGGUAGGCAGGUGUCGAGCCAGGAGUUGUAUGCCUGCUGCUGUGCAUUCUGCUGUAUUAAAUUGUCAACAUAUUGGCUUAAGUAGUCCCCACUGAUUCAGCUUUUAUGAUUUUUACUGUGUGAAGACAUCAAGCAAUAAAAAAAUGUUUUU